AUGUGUCAUUUUGUUGUUGGCUUUUACUCACCGGGUGCUGUGGAGGGAGCAAUCAGGAACUUUCCUCAAUCUGCGAUUGGCGAUCCCAACAAUCUUGAUGCCAUGGGCCUCUUAGCCAUGGAAGCCACUGUAGAAAAAGUUCGUGAUGGAAGUUCACUUCGUGUUUAUUUGCUUCCAGAUUUUCAGAUUGUCCAAGCACCAUCAAUGGGGAGAAGUACAACACGAGAACCUACAAUACCAAUUGAGGUCCCAUCCGAAGAGACAAAUGGAGAAAAUAAUAAUUCAGAAUCACGUAGGCCCUUAACAUCAACCGAAAGAAUCUUAGCCUCAUCAGGCUUCAAUGAAGUGUCCCCUGGUCCUUAUGGGAGGGAAGCUAAACAUUUUACCGAGAUCCGUGUUCAAAACAGAGAUGGCGUUGACAAGUUUAGCAAUCUGAUUGGUUCUUUAUAUUACUCUGAUGGAGAAUCAGCAAAGGAUCUGGCAAUGGAGCUUAUUAAAAUCGGAUAUGCAAAAUAUGUUGAGUGGAGUGCGUGUAUUAUGGAAGAUGAAGCCAGGAGGAAGUUAAAAGCUGCAAACCUUCUAGCAAAGAAGACUAAGUUGAGGCUUUGGACAAACUAUGUUCCUGCAACUACUAAUUCCAAGGCCAUAUCAGAUAACUUCACUAGAAAGGUUUGUCUUUAA
Molecule: messenger RNA, 681 nt
Organism: Lactuca saligna
Lineage: Eukaryota; Viridiplantae; Streptophyta; Magnoliopsida; Asterales; Asteraceae
Source: the annotation of a GenBank genome assembly